This is a messenger RNA of Prunus dulcis (almond), 6531 nucleotides long. RefSeq lists its product as uncharacterized. The record is from RefSeq and is a predicted model, not a curated record. The coding region runs from base 500 to 6067 and encodes 1855 amino acids. The transcript has 10 exons. NCBI's taxonomy places the organism in Eukaryota, Viridiplantae, Streptophyta, Magnoliopsida, Rosales, Rosaceae.
CCACCCAGCUGAGACCUACGAACCUUAGCUUCGUCCCGAACCUCAGUUUUGUUCCACAGUUCGUUGAAAAUUUCGCACUAUUUCGAUCACUUUCUAUCUCUCUCUCUCUCUCUCUCUCUCUCUCCGAGCUCAAAGAUACAUUUUUCUCUCCGAUUCAAACCCUAACGCUUCGCAAUCUGACAGUCUCAGGGGAUCAGUUUCGAGCUUCAAUGGGGGCCUCUCAGCGUCACUAUUUUAUCUCCGAGUUGUUUCUGGAUUGUCAUCAAUAGUCUGGACGUGGAUAACAGGAAUUAUCUUGAUGCCUAUACCAGAUUGAUUGCUGUCAUUAUGUCUCUAAUACAUGAUCUAAUGGCUAUGUCCCUAACAACACCUUACACGGUUAUAUUCAGGAUAAGUUUUGGUGGAGAACAUGGCAGUUGGAGCAACACUAAAUCAUACUGGAACAAGGUAGUUUCUUUCUCCAAAAAAUUUUUGCUGCAAAGUUGUGGCUGGAUUAUCUAUGCCUAGAAACGAAGUUGGAGACAGGGUACACAAUUUCUUCGGGCAAGAGAACUUGUCACAGGGUCAGCAUCAUCCACAGGUUGAUGGGAACUGGCCGGGUCUAAGUAACAACCUGUGGGUCGGGAGUCAGAGACAAAUUGGAGCUCCAGUUAAUUCAAGUUUAAAGAAUUAUAAUGUACAGCAGUCAGUAGCAGAUUCUGAAAGAGGACAUGGGAGUCAGUCUUUGCAUGUGCCUCAUGGUUUGGAUUUUAUUCACUCAAAUCAGAGGCCUGAGUCUGGCAGAAUUCAGUCUCAAAAUCAACAGCCAACUCCUAAUGGCUAUGUGCAUGGGCACCAGAUGUUUCAGACAAGGCAGAAUGAAGCUAACUUUUUGGGAGUGGAUGCAGAAUCUGAUCGGCAAAAUUUAACAUCUAGAGGCUUGUCCAUACUUGAAUCACAGAGAGGAAGUGGCCCUGAGCAUAAAAAAAAUUUAAUGAGAAUGGAAACUUCAGAAUCCCCCGUUGGUUUUGAUUUUUUUGGUGGUCAACAGCAAAUGACUGGUCCACAUCCCAGCAUGAUGCAGUCUUUGCCAAGGCAGCAGUCAGGGAUUAGUGACAUGCAGCAAUUACAGCGACAGGUUAUGCUCACACAAAUUCAAGAAUUUCAAAGGCAGCAACAACUUCAGCAACUAGAAAGGCAACAGGUUCUUGCGAAUCAGGCUUCCUCCAUUACAAGACAGGCUGCUGGAAACCACUCACCAGCUCUAAUCAAUGGUGUUCCGAUCAAUGAGGCAUCUAACAAUCAAUGGCCACCUGAUCUUGUGGCAGGUAACACAAACUGGCUGCAGCGCGGUGCUUCUCCUGUUAUGCAGGGGGCAUCUAGUGGACAUGUAUUGUCCCCUCAACAAGCCCACACAUUACAGUUGAUGGGUUUUGUUCCUCAACAGGCUGAUCAAUCUCUAUAUGGGGUUCCAAUUACUAGCACAAGUGGCUCACCUGGUUCAUAUCCUCAUGUUCAAAUAGACAAGUCGGCAAUGCAGCAGAUGUCGGCACGUAAUAAUUCCUUUCCAGGUAGUCAAUAUGCUGCAUUUUCAGAUCAGGUUAGCAUGCAAGAUGGAUCCCUGGUUUCUAGACAGGAUUUUCAAGGGAGAAGUACGUUUGGGCCUACUGCUGCUGAAGGCUUGAAUAGUGGGUUUAAUUUGGAAAACUUGAAUCAAGUAAAUCCUCAGCAAAGAAAUGAACCCAUGGAGGAAUUCCAAGGGAGGCAACAGCUAGUUGGAUUGUCAGAACCAUCACAAGAGAAAGCAGUCAUACAGGUUGCACCCUCGCAGAAUGUGGCUACACUAGAUCCAACCGAAGAAAAGAUUUUGUUUGGUUCAGAUGACAAUCUAUGGGAGGCCUUUGGCAGGAGCACAAAUGUUGGAAUGGGAGGUCCUAAUGUGUUGGAUGGUACGGACAUUUUUGGAGGACUUCCUUCUGUACAAAGUGGGACUUGGAGUGCUCUUAUGCAAUCUGCAGUAGCAGAAACUUCUAGUGCUGAUAUAGGGCUACAGGAAGAGUGGCCUCUGAGUUUUCGAAAUCAAGAACCUCCAACUGGGAAUCAGCAGCCCUCAAGUGUUGGUGAUACCAGCAAACAACAGUCUGGUUGGGCUAGUAACAACUUGCACUCUUCCUCUGACUUGAAUUAUAGGCCUUUCCCACACUCUGCUGAUGUCCAUAGGCCCAAUACAAGUAGUACUUUUUCUAGUGUGCAGGGAUUUCAGCAAUCAGGGCCUAAAACUUUGCAUGAACGAGGUGAGGUCUUUCGGAAUGAUUCUUCUCAGAGAUUUAUUCAACAGAAUCCUGAACAAGGAAGUAAAUGGUUGGAUCGCAGUCCUGUACAAAAUUUAUCUGCAGAAGGUAGUCAUAAUUAUGGAAAUACUAGUCAUUCAUCAGGUGCAGAAAUAAAUGCAAAUAGCAUUUCGGGUUCUUGGAACCGUCAACAAAGCAUUUCAUCACAUAGUAGUGAUGGCCAGCCUUUCAAUAUGUUAAAUGGUUGGACCUUUAGUGAGUCUAUGUCGACAGAUGGGGGUAAUAAUCUGAAAAGUCAUGGGAAUCAAGUUUUAUCACAAUCAGCUCCAGGUGGUGAUCGCAAGAGAGACAUGCAUGAGGAAAUGAACCAUGCUGCUGGUACAUGGAAGACUGAUUCAAAUGCUGAACUGGAACAAGAAAAAUAUCCCAUUGGAAGCCCACAGAGGAAUAGAGAGGGUUCAGGCACAAACAAUGUUGCGAAAUCAAAUUCCAGCACCGCAAGAGCCAACCAAGAAAGCCAGAAACAGCUUGCAAACAAUCAUGAUUUCUGGAAAACUGUUGAUUCUUCAGUGAACUCUAAAGGAAAUGAGGUUCUGGGGAAAAAUCAGCAUCAUCUGGAUAAGAAUCCUCUAAUUUUGGAGUCAUCAGGGAACCAUUGCUUAGACAAGGGAGCAGUUGAAAUGCAUGAUAUGGAGAACUUGAAUAGAAAUGACACUUUUUUCUCUAAUGCACACCAUCAAGCUUCAGUUGGUGGUUUGAAGGAAAGUGUUGCCGCAGAUGCUGGCGAUUCCCCUGUGUUUCCUGGAAGCAAACAAAAGUCGUCUAGUACUGCUGGUCGAAGACCCCCCGGAACUCGUAAGUUUCAGUAUCAUCCAAUGGGAGAUGUGGAUGUUGAAGUGGAGCCUUCUUAUGGAAGAAAACAUGUGACACAGUCGCAGGCUAUGUCCCAGAAGGUCCCUCGAGCUUUUAGAAGUCCUGACCAGGGGAGUUUUGGGCAGUCAAAAUUUAUUGGUCACACUGAUAGAAGUUCUAUGGAAAUGGAGAAGGCUGACACAAAACGUUUGGAUGAGAAACCUUCAAAACAUAUGCUUCCAGGUUUUGUGCCCAGUACGUCUACUCCCUUUGACAGAUUCACGGGUAAUAAUCCCCCAAACAAAGCUGCGCAAUCAAGUCAACAUAUGCUCGAACUUCUUCACAAGGUGGACCAACCAAGGGAGGGUGGCAAUGCUACACACUUCAGCUCCUCUGAUCACAAUACAUCAUCUGAGAUGCCCGAAGUGGAAACUUCUGAUGGAUCUGUAGAUCACCUUCAUCGAAAUCAGUCAUCUGUUUCUCAAGGUUUUGGUUUACAGCUGGCUCCUCCAUCUCAGCGGAUUCCAUUUGCAGACCAUGCCUCGUCUUCUCAGAUCUCCUCACAAGCAGUUUUCAAUUCGUCUCCUGUCCAUUCUGAGAUAGGAGAAAAGGGUCAUACAUGGUUGGGCUCAGCAGCAUCUGUCCAGUCAUUGCCUUCUUCUCGUGAAGCAUCUCAAGGAGAAUUUAGAAAUAAUAUCUCUGGUUCCUCAGGACAGAUAGGGAAUAAGGCUUCACCAUACAAUGUUCAGGGAAAUUUUUCUGCUUCUUUUAAUUCUGGUUUUCCUCUUUCAAGAAGUCAACUUGAAAAUCAGCACAUGGCUGGCUCUAGCGGACAAGUAACGGCAAGUCAGUCUGUUAACAUACCUUUUGAUAGGCUUGCUUUCCGACCAAAACAGAUGGAUGAUUCUUGUGAGAAGGCUCAAACCAGUCAAUCUGCCCUGCCACCAGUGCCAGAUAUGCCUGGAAGUACUUCACAGAAUAACCAUGCCUCUGCAGAGGCAUCCCAUCUGAAUAUUGCUGACCAAUCCCAUUCAAGAGUUGUUGCCCCAAAAAUCCCGAAAUCAGAUGCUGUGCCGGUCUCUGAGCCUUGUGUUACAUCUGGUAUGCCCCAUCAAGGUGCUUUUUCUAAAGAUUUGACUAACGUAUGGACCAGUGUUCCAUUUCAGCAACCUUUAGUAAGUGCUGAACCUUCCAAUGUUGCUUCACAUUUAUUCAAAUCCCAACUUCAAACAAAUAACAAUGUGGUAACAACUUUCCCUGGAUCACCAAAGCUCAAUGAGCAAGAUACUCGAGAAAGAGGGAAUGGCAUGUCUGCCUUUGGUGCAUAUUCUUCUAGCAUGCAAAGCAUUGCUGUGAAAGAGCAACCACCCAAACAAAGUACUGGGCAACAAGUAUCAACUGAGAACAUUCAGGGUGCGCAAAAGAUCAAUUUGUCACAGGGAAAAGAAUCCUUUACAAAUAAUUUUUUUGAGGCAUCUGUUUCAAGCUCUGUUGCUACUCAGAGAGAUAUUGAAGCUUUUGGCCGCUCUUUAAGGCCAAAUAACAGCUUGCAUCAAAGUUAUUCCUUGCAGGACCAAGUGCAGGCUAUGAAAAGUACAGAGGUUGAUGGAAAUGAUCGGAGUGUGAAGAGAUUGAAAGGUCCAGAUUCUGGUGUGGAGACUCAGCAGGUGGAUGCCCAGGGAGGAUCACAAUUAUCUUAUGGAUAUAAUAAUGUGGAAAGGAAUUCAUCAGCUGAUAACAUGUCAGUUCCCUCUGGAGAUUCUAACAUGCUUAGCUUUUCAUCCAAGCUUGGGGAUACUCGAAAUUCAAAUGCAUCUUGUCAGGAUACGUUCACUUUUAGUCGGAAAGAUUCUCAGAAUUUCUCUAGUAGUAGUAAUGCAUCGUUUUUUAGAGGUGAACAGUCUCACGUUAGCCCCCAGAUGGCGCCAUCCUGGUUUGAUCAAUAUGGAACCUUUAAAAAUGGGCAAAUAUUUCCAAUGCAUGAUACACUGAGGACCACUAUGAAGUCUCUGGAAAAACAUUCUGUUACUGGAAAGCCAGGUGAUGAUACGCACACUCGGGAAUCAAUGGAGCAAGCUAGUGCCACUUCUGAUGCUAGUAAGCUUGUUACCAUCCCGCAGAGUUCAGUUCCUGUACCUAUUCCCAGUGAGCAAUUACCUUCCCCUCCUGCUGCGCGUUCUGAUGUAACUGAUGAAAGUUUAAUUGUUGCAAGACCAAAGAAGCGCAAAAGUGCUACAUCUGACCUUUCACCUUGGCAUAAAGAGCUGACGAAGCUUUCCCAAAGGCUUCUGAAUAUCAGUGCAGCGGAAACAGACUGGGCUCAAUCAACAAACCGACUGGUUGAGAAGGUCGAAGAUGAAACUGAAAUAAUUGAAGAUAGACUGCCAAUGCUUAGGCCCAAAAGAAGGCUAGUCUUGACAACACAGCUUAUGCAGCAACUGCUUCGCCCUCCUUCUGCAGCAGUUCUUUUUGCAGAUGCUAGCUUAUGCUAUGAGAGUGUGGCUUACUUUGUGUCCAGAUUAGCACUAGGCGAUGCUUGCAGUGCAAUCUCCUGCUCUGGCAGUGGUUCUCAAACUCCAUUGCCUCCUGACAGUGUUGACCUUUUGCCCGAGAAGCCUAAAACACCUGAGAAAAUUGGUCAUCAAUACUUCUCAAAAGUUGCAGAAGACUUUGUUGAUAAAGCAAGGAAGCUAGAAAAUGAUUUGUUGAGACUGGACAAAAGAACUUCAAUCUUAGACUUGAGAGUGGAAAGCCAGGAUCUGGAGAAGUUUUCUGUCAUCAAUCGUUUUGCUAAGUUCCACGGGCGAGCACAAGGUGAUGCGGCUGAGGCCUCACCAUCCUCUGAUGCUCUUACAAAUGCUCAAAAAACCUGCCCCCAGAGAUAUGUUACUGCACUUCCAGUGCCUAGAAAUCUGCCAGACAGGGUACAAUGUCUUUCACUUUGAUCAUUAAUUGAUUCUUUUUCCCUCUCUCGGCCAUUUGCCUCCACAUUCCUUUUGAUUGGCUGGUUCAUUAUCUUUCACCCUAUCUAAUGGGACAUGCUUCAGAACAGCAGUUUCACAAAUGGGAAUAUAGGAGAAGAAUGAAUUCUAGAUUGUCUCCUUCAUAAGCAACGGAGACUUUUAGUUCUUUGCGCUAUGGACCAUUGAUGUCAAUUUUGAAAAAUAUAAGGUGGUCUAUGUAUACUGUGAAAGUCUAGAAAGGAACUGCGAUGCCCCAUCAUUUUUUAGCUAAAGGGGGAGGAUAGAAGCGCAGUCCCAUUACUCAAAAUUGUACACACUUCUGUAAUUCAAGUAAUCAUGUGUUCUUGUUCACAAUCCUAAGCAUGGGAAAUUCAUCGAUUGAGGUUUUACCUUGAUUUUGGACCAACUAAGAAUUAUGAGAAGAGGGACUCUAUGGUCUUAAGUUC